This is a messenger RNA of Phoenix dactylifera (date palm), 5796 nucleotides long. RefSeq names its product 187-kDa microtubule-associated protein AIR9-like. Lineage: Eukaryota; Viridiplantae; Streptophyta; Magnoliopsida; Arecales; Arecaceae. Gene Ontology annotation, molecular function: protein binding. The record is from RefSeq and is a predicted model, not a curated record. Gene Ontology annotation, cellular component: plasma membrane; plasmodesma.
CUUUUUUAGACGCUUCAGCUCGAAUCUUUCUUUUUUCAGCGCUUCUCUCUCUCCCUCUCUCUCGCGUGCUCACUGGUGGGUAGACUAAGAUUGUCAGGAGAGUGGGUUUUGAGGGAUUUCUGCGUAUGAGAUGUGAUUGUGACGGGAUCUUGCGUGGUUUGAGGGAGGGUGGGGUCGCUACCUGCUUGAAGUAUCUUGGCUGAGGGCGCGAUUGUGCUGAACUGCAUCCAAUGGAGGCUCUACCUGAGAAUCAUAGUGAGGAUGGAGAGAACAUGAUCCGGUCUGCGGCGUCCUCGAAGCAAUCCUCAGUGGCUUCAGCUGAAAGUGUGAAGAAAUCAUCGAAAUUGGCGAAACAUGGUGGAGUCAUGCCAGCAUCCAAAGCUUCCGGGACUUUUUCAUCUGUCAGCAAGAAGAUGGAAGAUGUCGGGGUACCAGAUAUGAGCUCCACUAGGUCUAAUUCCAGGUUCAUGAAGCCAACCGUCACUUCAAACGCUGUUUCUUUGCAUAGAAGAAAAAGCACGGGAGGCUUGGCAGAGAAGCACCCGGCUUCAGCUCCAAAACGACAGGAAAAUGGAGGUGCAAUUGGUGGUAAAAAGGUGUCUCCAUCGAUUUCAGAUCCUGGAAAGAGGAGUAACGUUGAAAGUAGGCGUUCAUCACUGCCUUCUGUUAGCUCAAAAGCUCCAAACUCGGUGACACGCUUGGAGACAAAGAAGUCGCCUACACUCUCACAUUUAUCCUCUACCAAGUCUGAUAGGAGCAAGCCAUAUUUGACACCAAAACCCUCGGUUAGGCCAUCGGCAUCAGUUUCCUCCUGGAAAAGGGUCCCUUCAAUUUCAGCGGACAGUUCCGAUGGCUGCAGUAGUCUCAGAAGGGUGGCUUCUCAUGUUUCUUCUCCAUCAGCAUGCUCACCUUCAGUAUCUAGCAGCUCUAAAUUGGGACCCUUGUCCUCCUCAGUGGACAGGGGUUCUUCUUUAUCAGGUCGGAGGAAAGCUUCAACUCCAGAGAGUUGUGAUACUCGCUUAAUCAUGCUCCCACAGAUUGAGGUCAAAGCUGGGGACGAGCGGAGGCUGGAUUUAAGAGGUCAUAGAGUUCAUAGUCUUGGCGCCUUGAACUUGUCACCAAAUUUGGAGUUUGUUUAUCUCAGGGAUAAUGUGCUAUCAUCUGUGGAGGGUAUUGAGAUUUUGAAGCGUUUGAAGGUUCUUGAUCUGAGCUUUAAUGAUUUUAAGGGGCGUGGUUUUGAGCCUCUUGGAAAUUGCAAAGUCCUGCAGCAACUUUACCUCGCUGGAAAUCAAAUAACAUCGCUUGCCAGUCUUCCUCAACUUCCUAAUCUGGAGUUUCUCUCUGUUGCACAGAACAGGUUAAAAUCACUUUGCAUGGCUAGUCAGCCUCGACUUCAGGUAUUGGCAGCUAGCAAAAACAAAAUAUCAACUCUGAAGGGUUUCCCGCACUUACCGCAACUUGAGCAUUUGCGUGUGGAGGAGAAUCCUAUACUAGAGAUGCCUCACUUGGAAGCUGCAUCGAUAUUGCUUGUUGGCCCUACCCUAAAGAAGUUUAACGAUAAAGAUCUUUCUCCUGAUGAGCUAGAAAUUGCAAAGCUAUAUCCUGCUCAUACGGCUUUGUGCAUUAGGGAUGGUUGGGAAAUUUGCCAUCCAGAGUUUGCUGCAGAUUCAACCUUUGCUUUUCUGGUCGAACAAUGGAAAGAUCACUUGCCUCCUGGCUGCAUGCUUAAAGAAGCCUCCAUAGAUCAGCCAUUUGAAGGGGAUGCAUGCCGCUGCCUCUUCAACUUUGUCAACCUAAGCAGCGAUCCUGAGUUAGUUCUAAAAUUUCAAUGGUUUAUAGGAGACAGAACCCCAACGAACUUUGUGCCUAUUGCUGAUGCAAUAGGUGAGGUAUAUUGGCCAAAGCACGAGGACAUUGACAGACAUCUGAAGGUUGAGUGCACUCCAGUACUGAAAGAUAUUGAGUACCCUCCUAUUUUUGCUGUAUCAUCACCUGUUUCCCCAGGAACUGGAUAUCCAAAAGUUCUAAACUUGAGAGUGCAUGGUGAACUUGUGGAGGGAAAUAUGAUCAAGGGUUUUGCAGAGGUUGCAUGGUGCGGUGGAUCACCAGGGAAAGGUGUAGCAAGUUGGUUGAGGCGAAGAUGGAGUAGCAGUCCUGUGGUGAUAGUUGGAGCUGAAGAGGAGGAAUACCUGUUGAACGUACAUGACAUUGAUUCAAGUCUGGUUUUCAUGUAUACUCCAGUAACAGAAGAAGGUGUCAAGGGAGAACCACAGUAUGCAAUGACUGACUUUAUAAAAGCAGCUGCACCAUCAGUUAAUAAUGUGCGGAUCAUUGGAGAUGCUAUUGAAGGAAAUACAAUAAAAGGGGUUGGAGAAUAUUUUGGGGGGAAGGAGGGUCCAAGCAAGUUUAAGUGGUUGAGAGAGAGCAAGGAAACCAGUAACUUUAUAUUAUUAUCAUCUGGUGCUUUCGAGUAUACCCUGAUAAAGGAGGAUGUGGGGCGACGCCUAAAAUUUGUUUAUAUUCCAAUUAAUUUGGAAGGCCAGGAGGGAGAAUCAGCAUCUGCCAUGACAGAGCAUGUAAAGCGAGCCCCUCCAAAGGUAAUCAAUUUGAAAAUAGUUGGAGAUUUGAGAGAAGGGAACAAGGUGACCAUCACUGCUACUGUCACUGGGGGAACUGAGGGUUCCAGUAGGGUCCAGUGGUUUAAAACAAUGUCCGUAAAAUUAGAGGGGGAAAAUGGUCUUGAAGCUGUCAGUGCCUCCAAAAUUGCAAAGGCAUUUCGUGUUCCCCUUGGUGCUGUUGGUUGCUAUAUUGUUGCAAAAUUUACUCCUAUGGCCCCUGAUGGUGAAACUGGUGAACCAGCAUAUGUUAUAUCAGAAAAGGUUGUUGAAACACUUCCACCAAGCCUAAAUUUUCUGUCGGUCACUGGUGAUUUUUCUGAGGGUGAAAUGUUGACAGCAUCAUAUGGCUAUGUUGGGGGCCAUGAGGGUAAAAGCAUAUACAAUUGGUAUCUUCAUGAAACUGAAACCAGCAUAGGUGCCUCAAUACCAGAGGCAUCAGGACUUCUUCAAUAUCGCAUAACAAAGGAUGCUAUUGGCAAGUUUAUUUCUUUCAAAUGCACUCCGGUAAGGGAUGAUGGUACUGUUGGUGAGCCAAGAACUUUCCAAGCACAGGAGCGAGUUCGCCCAGGAAGCCCAAGAUUGCUUUCCUUGCAGAUAAUAGGUAAGGGUGUUGAGGGAACAACAUUGGUUGCCGACAAGAAAUAUUGGGGUGGAGAAGAAGGUGAUUCAGUUUUCCAUUGGUUCUUGACUAAUUCUGAUGGUACGCAGAGUGAAAUCAAAGGUGCUACAACUGCAUCAUAUACCUUAACUUGCAAUGAUAUUGGCUUCCUUGUCUCUGUUUCAUGUGAACCUGUUAGAAAUGACUGGACUUGUGGUCCUAUAGUUGUUUCAGAAUAUAUUGGUCCCAUUCUACCUGGUCCACCAACUUGUCAAUCGCUGAAAUUUCUGGGAUCAAUGGUUGAAGGAGGCCGUCUGAGCUUUCUUGCUGAAUACACUGGAGGUGAAAGUGGAAAUUGCACCCACGAAUGGUUUAGGGUGAAGAGUAAUGGUAUAAAGGAUAAGUUGACUGGUUAUGAAUAUUUGGACUUGACUCUUGAGGAUGUCGGUAAAUGUAUCGAGCUCAUUUACACACCUGUAAGGAAGGAUGGAUCAGGAGGAUCGCCAAGGAGCAUUAUCUCAGACGUCAUUGUUCCUGCGGAUCCAAAGGGUAUUGAGCUUGUCCUACCAAGCUGUUGUCAGGACAUGGAAGUUGUCCCACUGAAAUCUUAUUAUGGUGGAAAAGAAGGCAAUGGGAAGUACAUUUGGUGCAGAACUACAAAGAAGUUGCAGGAGUCUGAGUUGGUUAAUCUAGCUGCUGCUUCUGAUGAUAUUCUUGUCGUUGGAGAAACCUUAACAUAUACACCUUCACUUGAAGAUGUUGGCUCUUACUUGGCACUUUACUGGGUGCCGACACGUGCUGAUGGGAAACUUGGAGACCCAUUAGUUGCCAUAGGCAACCAUCCAGUCAUGGCAGCUCUUCCAGUUGUUUCUGAAGUACGCAUAAAGGAGUUGAGUUCUGGUGUAUAUGCUGGAGAAGGAAAAUAUUAUGGUGGAUAUGAAGGUUCAAGCCUAUAUAGCUGGUACAGAGAAACUAAUGAAGGAACAAUUGUUCUUAUCAGUGGAGCUAACUCCACCACUUAUGAAGUUACCGAUUCAGAUUACAAUUGCCAUCUAUUGUUCGGCUAUACUCCUGUUCGUUCAGAUGCUGUUGUGGGAGAACUCCGAUUAUCUGAACCAUCGGAUAUAAUUCUUCCAGAAAUUCCAAAAAUUGAGAUGCUUUCCUUCAAUGGAAAGGAAAUGGAAGGAGGAUUACUAACUGCUGUUGAAGUAAUUCCAAAUAGUUCAAUUCAACAACAUAAUUGGGAUAAGUACAAGAAGGAGAUUAAAUACCAAUGGUUUUGCUCUGUAGGAACAGGAGAUUAUCAGUCCUUUGAACCAUUGCCUUCUCAGCGCUCCUGCUCAUAUAGGAUACGUUUAGAGGACAUAGGUCGAUGUCUAAAAUGUGAAUGCACAAUCUCAGAUGUUUUUGGAAGGUCGAGUGAGUCUGUAUCAGCAGUGACUACUCCUAUUUUGCCAGCAAUACCCAAAAUUGAUAAGCUGGAGAUUGAAGGAAGAGGUUACCACACAAACUUAUACGCUGUUCGAGGUAAUUAUAGUGGAGGAAAAGAAGGCAAGAGCAAAAUCCAAUGGCUCAGAUCGAUGGUUGGAAGCCCUGAUCUCAUAUCUAUACCUGGUGAAGCAGGGAGGAUGUAUGAAGCUAACGUUGACGAUGUGGGGUACAGACUUGUAGCAGUUUAUACUCCUAUAAGGGAAGAUGGAUUUGAGGGACAACCAGUUUCUGCAUCAACAGAUCCAAUUUCAGUUGAGCCCGAUAUUUACAGAGAAGUGAAGCAGAAGCUGGAUCUUGGAUCUGUCAAGUUUGAGGCACUGUGUGACAAGGACCGGUCACCAAAGAAGGCUCUAAGAGUGGGAAAUCUUGAGAGAAGAAUUCUAGAAGUCAACAGAAAGAGGGUCAAGGUUGUGAAACCGGGUUCAAAGACUUCGUUUCCAACUACUGAAAUCAAGGGAACUUAUGCUCCUCCUUUCCAUGUUGAGCUUUAUCGCAACGACCAACACCGCUUCAAGAUUGUAGUGGACAGUGAGAAUGAAGUGGACUUGAUGGUGCAAACCCGACACAUGCGUGAUGUCAUUGUUCUUGUGAUAAGAGGAUUUGCCCAAAGAUUCAAUAGCACAUCCCUUAAUUCCCUUCUCAAGAUAGGGACAUGACAUACAAUAUUAGAAGGACGGCAUGCGGAGAUCUCCCUUCAGUCAGCCUAAAACAAGUUACGAUAUUUUAUCCCCUAUUGCUCGAGUUGGCGAUUUGUUUCACAGAAUUCUUAACGUAGAAGUUUCCUGAUAUUUGGCUUGCAAGGGUUUUGAUUUGCGUGAUUGUGGUGUGAAUCUACUUGUAUAUUGUUGACAGAGAUCCAUAGUGCCUCACUAAGCCAGCUCACCCAGUCACCACCCAUCAUUGGUUGAUGUUUCCAUCAGUCACGCACAAUUGCCUGUUUACUGACUCCUUUGGUGUAAAUUAUGUUGCGAGUUGUGAGAGAUGUUGUAUAGCCAAGUCUGUAUAUUGAGAACCAGGAGCAUGCUGGAAGGGUUUUGUCAAUGGAACAGUUUCUUGGGAAGUUUGAAUCAUUUUACAGUUCAGAAAUCA